Messenger RNA from Prunus mume (Japanese apricot), 1375 nucleotides. RefSeq names its product zinc finger (C2H2 type, AN1-like) family protein. Lineage: Eukaryota; Viridiplantae; Streptophyta; Magnoliopsida; Rosales; Rosaceae. The record is from RefSeq and is a predicted model, not a curated record. Gene Ontology annotation, cellular component: cytoplasm. Gene Ontology annotation, molecular function: zinc ion binding.
AUAUCUCAGGCUCACUCCUCAAAGUUUCCUUUUUCCUUUUCUUUUUUGUUUUUGUUUCUAAACAGAACUCGGGGGCGACUUCCAACGACCCUGUCUCUUGUGGAGAAAACUUUGGCGUAGACUUGGGAUUCCGCGGAUUUGGUGUCCUUCUGUAUCCGCGGAAGGCAAGAUCGAAAAAGCUUCGGACAAUCCAAUCCCGGAACAAAUCUCGGGACUACAAAAUCUCGUCGAAUCUUAUACUGGAUUGUUUGGUUGCGAAUAGAAUCCCAUCUUGUUCGUCCUGUUGCUGCAUGCUGUGUGUUAAUUUCUUGGUUCGUUGAUUGGCGAGGAGCUUCUGUAUACGAAUUUUAAUGGGAACUCCGGAGUUUCCAGAUCUGGGUCGGCAUUGCUACGUCGCCGAUUGCCAGCAGAUCGAUUUCUUGCCCUUCACCUGCGAUAGCUGCCAUCAGGUAUUUUGUUUGGAGCAUCGAAGCUAUAUUAAGCAUAAUUGUCCAAAAGCUGACAGACAAAAUGUCACUGUUGUCAUCUGUCCCCUCUGCGCCAAAGGAGUUCAUCUAAUUCCAGAUGAAGAUGCAAACAUUACUUGGGAGAGGCAUGUUAACGCUGAAUGCGACCCUUCUAAUUAUGAGAAAGCCACAAAGAAGAAAAAGUGUCCUGUCCCUGGCUGCAAGGAGCUCUUAACAUUCUCCAACACAAUCAAGUGCAGGGACUGCACGGUCGACCACUGUUUGAAGCAUCGAUUUGGACCUGAUCACAAGUGUCCGGGACCCAAGAAACCGACAGCAGGCUUUCCUUUUUCGGGCCUUUUAAGUAGGAGUAGGAAAGAAGUGUCAAAGCCCAACCAUGCUCCUGCCGCGUCUUCCUCUAAAUGGAGUAAUAGCUUUCUUACUGCAGCUUCAUCUUUUCGAGCCUCAGCUGAAGCGAGUGUGGCAAAAUUGAGUAGCGAACUUAGCCAGAAGUGGCAGAUAGCAAAGGAUGGAGUGGGGCAGAGCAGCAGCAGUGGGAGUAGAAACGGGCAACUGGAGGAGUGUCCGCAGUGUGGUGCUAAGUUUUCCUCAGUCACCACUCUUGUAGACCACGUAGAAAAAGUCCAUGAGAAGGGCAGCAACAGAGCUGGGGUGAAGAAGAUGACAAUCGAUGCCUGCCCUAAAUGUAGUAAAGGGUUUCGUGAUCCAGUAGCGCUCGUAGAGCACGUUGAGAGAGAUCAUGGUGGUACAUCAAGAGCAUAGGUAUCAUUUUUGGAGAAAGUGUAUGUAUUACCUAUUGGGUAUAAAUUCAUUAUCACACUGACAAUGCAUGUAUCUUUUGAGCAUUCAGUCAAAUUAUUUGUGUUUUAGCUGUAAAAUUGAAUACAAAGUUAUUCUUUUGUGAAUCC